This is a messenger RNA of Vigna angularis (adzuki bean), 1784 nucleotides long. RefSeq names its product pentatricopeptide repeat-containing protein At1g60770. Gene Ontology annotation, cellular component: mitochondrion. The record is from RefSeq and is a predicted model, not a curated record. Bases 140 to 1612 code for a protein of 490 amino acids. The transcript has 2 exons. Lineage: Eukaryota; Viridiplantae; Streptophyta; Magnoliopsida; Fabales; Fabaceae. Gene Ontology annotation, molecular function: protein binding.
CAACCAUUUUGGGCCUCGAGAGCGAGCCCAAUAUUGUUUUCUUGUUGGUGCGUUGGAGCAGUUAGGGUUUUGGGUUUGGUUUCUCUUGAGUGCGAACAUUUCCGAUCUUUGGAAUCAUCGAGUAACAGCAAUCUGAGAAAUGUCGAUGAUGCAACGUUACGGACGGAACAAGAGCGUGGUGAAGCGGUCAAAAAAGUACUUGGAGGAAGCACUGUACGUGAAGCUCUUCAAAGAUGGCGGUUCCCAACUCAGCGUUCGUCAGAGCCUCAACAACUUCAUCAAGAGCGGAAAGCGUGUUUACAAAUGGGAGGUUGGCGACACUCUCAAAAAGCUUCGCGAUCGGAAGCUCUAUCAACCUGCUCUCAAGCUAUCGGAAACCAUGGCUAAGAGGAACAUGAUGAAGACAGUCAGUGACCAUGCUAUACAUCUCGACCUGCUUGCCAAGGCCCGAGGAAUUAUCGCUGCUGAAAAUUAUUUUAUUAAUCUCCCAGAAUCGGCUAAGAAUCAUCUAUGUUAUGGAGCCCUUCUGAACUGUUACUGCAAGGAAUUGAAGACUGAAAAGGCAGAAGGUCUUAUGGAAAAGAUGAAGGAGCUUAGCCUUCCUUUAAGUUCCAUGCCUUACAACAGUCUUAUGACUCUUUAUACCAAAGUAGGGAAACCAGAAAAAAUUCCAUCCAUGAUACAAGAAAUGAAGGCUAGCAAUAUAACGCUGGAUUCUUACACGUUCAAUGUCUGGAUGAGGGCUCUUGCUGCCGUUAAUGAUAUUUCUGGUGUUGAAAGGGUUCAUGAUGAGAUCAAGAGGGAUGGUCGAGUCACUGGAGACUGGACAACAUAUAGCAACUUAGCAUCUAUUUUUGUUGAUGCUGGCUUUUUAGAUAAGGCGGAAGUGGCGCUUAAGGAGUUGGAGAAGAGAAACGCUUUCAAAGAUCUUUCUGCUUACCAGUUUCUAAUUACGUUGUAUGGGCGAACUGGUAACUUAUAUGAGGUUUAUCGGGUCUGGCGAUCACUUAGGCUGGCAUUUCCUAAAACUGCAAACAUAAGCUAUUUGAAUAUGAUUCAGGUGUUGGUUAACUUGAAAGAUCUCCCUGGAGCAGAAAAAUGUUUCCGGGAGUGGGAAUCUGGCUGUCCUAAGUAUGAUAUUCGAGUUGCAAAUGUUCUGAUUGAAGCAUAUGCAAAAUUGGAUAUGCUGGAGAAGGCUAAAGAGCUCAAGGAGCGCGCUCGGAGGAGGGGUGCCAAGCCUAAUGCAAAAUCCUGGGAAAUCUUUUUGGAUUACCAUUUGCAGAAGGGUGACUUUAAGUUGGCAGUGGAUUGUCUAGACAAAGCAAUAGCAAUUGGUAGAGGAAAUGGUGAGAAGUGGAUUCCAUCGUCAAAGGUCAUGGAUGUCAUGAUGAGGCAUUUUGAACAAGAAAAGGAUGUUGACGGUGCAGAAGAAUUUCUAGAGAUUGUGAACAAAUCUGUGGAUUCUCUAGGGGUGGAGGUGUUUGAAUCCUUGAUCAGAACUUAUGUAGCUGCUGGUAGGACCAGUUCGGCCAUGCAACGGAGGUUGAAGAUGGAGAAUGUGGAGGUGAGUGAAGACACCCAGAAAUUGCUUGAGGCAAUAUCUGUGGAGUGACUCACGAUCCUUUCAUCCUUCAAGUUUUGAUUGUUGUAAAUUUAGAUGAUGUGAUCAUUCUACACAUUUUUGCUUGGUUGAUAAAUUUAUACAUUUUGGAAUGGCACGUGCUGUAGAACAUUAAGGGCCUCUAAUUUGAUUAUUGAAAAAUAAAAUACACAUGUCAUAUUAA